GCUCGCUCGGCGCUGGCAAUGGACAGAUGGACCUGCCUUUGCUUCGAUAGAAGACUUGUCUUCAAGUAGAGUGCUGGAACCCGAAAAUUACUGCGAGCCCUGGCCCGCAACAAUCUGCAGUAGUCUGGAAGGAAAAGGGGUGAGGAGCACAGCGAUACGGAUCCCAAUUCCCCACAGACGACAAGACUGCGCGAGGUACGGCUACAGACUCCUAUGAUUGGCUAUCUCUCGCUUGAUCGAUAUCAAGGCGGAGUUUAGUCACAUCUGCUUGAUCUGGCAGCAGCGGAAGAGAACAGAUGGGUCUCUUGCGACACGGAUGAGCAGUAAUCAACUGUAGCAAGCAGAACUCACAUUGCAGGCUCGGACAGCGGGCAGGCAUCUGCCAUUUCGCCAAAGAUGGCGACUGGAGUCACUGGCGUACUCGCACCCUCGAACAUCUCGACGUUCAACCCAUUGAACUUCUCCAGAAAUGUCACGCCAAGGACCACAGCAGGUCUCCUUACCACAGCCCUCACUCAGAUGAUCAACGCUACGUACAUGGACCCUCCACCCUCGACAGUACCAGACCCGCCGGUACCGCCAGCGGCGGAGCAAAACGAGCGGUUCUCCUCAUUGGCGCUAUUUCUCGUGUUGAUGCUCCUCAUUGGCUCCUUCUGGACCUCGUACUACCUCAAAGUCAAGAAGAUCACCGCUGUGCACGAAACCAUUGUCGGGCUCUUCGCUGGCAUGUUUGUCGGCCUCAUCUUGAGGAUCGGGCCCGGCGAGCAAGUGCAGAAGAUGCUACGCUUCAGCAAUACUAUAAUGCUCAAUGUAUUGCUGCCACCCAUCAUCCUUGCGAGCGGUUAUGACCUGAGGCAGGAAAACUUCUUCCGCAAUUUUUGGGUUAUCCUCUGCUUUGCGUUCGCAGGCACUUUCAUCAGCGCGAUUGUCAUCGGCGCGAUCGUCUACAUCUGGUCGCUUCUGCAACUUGAGUCACUCUCCCUCUCCUUCCUCGAGUGCCUCAUUUUUGGCUCGACGCUUAGCGCCACCGAUCCUGUCACAAUUCUCGCGAUCUUCAACACAUACAAGGUCGACCCGCAGCUCUACAGCGUCAUUUUCGGGGAAAGCAUUCUGAAUGACGCGGUGUCCAUCGUCAUGUUCGACACGCUGAGCACCUUCCGAGGCAAGACCAUCUCGGCACUCUCCAUCUUCCAUGGGUUCGGGCUCUUCAUCGUCAUUUUUACGCUCAGCAUGGCCCUCGGCAUCUGCUUCGGACUAGGGUGCUCGCUGAUGCUCAAACACUCUAGAUUGAGUUACUACCCAGCUUUGGAGAGUUGUCUUGUUUUCUUGAUAGCGUACACGAGCUACUUUUUCAGCAACAGUGUUACCAUGAGUGGAAUUGUAUCAUUGCUCUUCUGCGGUAUCACACUCAAACACUACGCAUACCACAACAUGUCGACCCGAACGCAAAAGACAACAAAAUACAUUUUCCAGACGCUAGCUAACCUGUCAGAGAACUUUAUCUUUAUCUACCUUGGCCUCAGUCUCUUUACGCAAGACGAGUUAGUGUACAAGCCGCUGUUCAUCAUCAUCACCGUAGUGGCCGUCGUCGUUUCGCGCUACUGCGCCGUCUUUCCGAUUGCAGGCAUCGUGAAUGCCAUCCGACGCGCUCGUAACAGACGGCGGACCGGCGCCGCAGCCCGCACACCAGGGAAGGAAGAGCUUCCGCGCGAGUACCAGAUCAUGCUCUUCUGGGCUGGUCUGCGCGGCGCGGUUGGCUUUGCGCUGAGCGCAGGCAUCGAAGGCACGAAUGCUAUCCCGCUCCAGACCACCGUCCUCGUCGCCGUCGUGCUUACCGUCAUCAUGUUUGGUGGCACGACAGCGCAGAUGCUCGAAAUUCUCGGCAUCCGCACCGGCGUGCAGGACGAUGGGGAUUCUUCGGACGAAGAUGAAUAUGGGGGCAGUGAUACGCACAGCAUGCGCUCCGUUGUGGGCUCGGCUGGCACCCAGCGGCGCCGCGCACCGUAUCGCCGCGCCCAAAUGAGCAGGACCACCAGCGGCGUCAGGCGCAGCCAAUGGGAAGAUCGAGAAAGCGCAAGACCAUUGCGGGCAAGCUUCAAGGACAAUGUCAGCACGGACGACAUCCACACCGGUCACGGCGGAAGCCAAAUUGCAUCACCGCUCUCAUAUGGGUGGCAGGCUAGUGGCCGCGUGCUCGCCACUGCGCCGGCUGACAUGACCGACUUUUCACAUUACGAGCUUGAUGACGACGAGGACAUGUCUUCAUCUCAUUCUGGUGAAGUGCUCCCGGCGCACUUCGGUGCUUCGCCAACAGCGGAAGGAACAGCUGCAGCAGCACCCACCGUGGCGUCACGAGCGUCGAGUAGUGCAAUCGGCCCGCUAGAUCUUGAAGAGGCCCGCAGCGGCAUAGGCUCUGCAUCCGCGCGACAGCUGCUGGGCCGGGCAGGCCUCAUCAUGCGCGAUGGUCAAUGGUUCCAGCGCAUCGAUGAGCGCUAUUUGCUGCCCAUGUUCAGCAACAGCGUCGCAAAUCGAAAAGCUGAGGAGCGAAAGAAGGACCGGCUAGAGGCCCAGGCUGCGGCUGUGGCCUUGUCGAAAAGCGCGGCACGGAGCACUAGCGCUGCCCGGAACGAGCUGGUCUUCGGCGAGCGAGACGCAGACGUGGUCGAGGAUGACGAAGACGACGAGGCAGAGCCAACGCGUCCGCUUGUGGGAACAGCAUCAGGGCCGUCCACAUUGAAAGGGGCAUUUGGGCCAUAGACUCAGGGUUCGUCAGUAAAGUGUAAUAGGUGCAUUAACUCUAGACAUGUAGGAUAGCGAAGACUUGCAGCAACCAGCAGAAUACAUU
This is a messenger RNA of Tilletiaria anomala UBC 951, 2845 nucleotides long. RefSeq names its product sodium/hydrogen exchanger. Gene Ontology annotation, cellular component: fungal-type vacuole membrane; early endosome; late endosome. The transcript is spliced from 4 exons. Gene Ontology annotation, molecular function: sodium:proton antiporter activity. NCBI's taxonomy places the organism in Eukaryota, Fungi, Basidiomycota, Exobasidiomycetes, Georgefischeriales, Tilletiariaceae. The coding region runs from base 397 to 2757 and encodes 786 amino acids. The record is from RefSeq and is a predicted model, not a curated record. Gene Ontology annotation, biological process: proton transmembrane transport; sodium ion transport; vacuolar acidification.